Zymoseptoria tritici IPO323 is the source of this 324-nucleotide messenger RNA. RefSeq lists its product as uncharacterized. The record is from RefSeq and is a predicted model, not a curated record. Bases 1 to 324 code for a protein of 107 amino acids. Lineage: Eukaryota; Fungi; Ascomycota; Dothideomycetes; Mycosphaerellales; Mycosphaerellaceae. The transcript has a single exon.
AUGCCAUUCUCACACUCCCAGACCAUGCGCAUGAUCGCCUACACCUUUGCAGUCGUGCUGACCGGCUUCGGCAUCAACGCCAUGUCGAACCCUGUCUCUGCACUGUCGUUCUUCGAGCUCGAAUACCCGAGUCUUGCUUCGGAGAGAAAGGUCGUUGAUGUCCUGCUGUUGGUCUACGGUGCCCGAGACAUAUUCAUGGGCUUCAUGCUAUUCGUCACGGCGUUCUUCGGCAGCCCCAAGGCAACUGGCUGGACCUUCAUCGGGUGUUGGAGCCAUGGCAGCUGUGGACGGCGUGGUCUGCAAGUAUGUGGUCGGAGCGGGUGA